AUGUCCGAAAUGGAAGUAACAGAAAGUAAUGAUUGUUCGAAUGAUUUAUUACUUCUUGAUCGUGUCUUUCUUCGCCUUGGAAAUGCAGACACAGACGAGCAAUUGGAGAACUGCCUCAAUAGAUUCUUACCUCCCGUUAUCCUGAAGCUAUCAUCCCCACAUGAACAGGUGCGCACCAAAGUAAUGGAACUCUUAGUACAUGUAAACAAAAGAGUGAAAUGCAGAGCAGAUGUGCAGCUUCCAGUUGAGACCCUGGUUCAGUCCUACCGCGAUCCAACUGCAAAUAGUUUUAUUAUUAAUUUUUCAAUAAUCUACAUAACAAUGGGCUUUCCGCGUCUACCUCGUGAGCAGCAACUCAAAUUGGCACCGUCUUUGCUGGAAUCUUUGGAAAACAGACCACAAAGCCAUCAAGACCAGAUACUUAUGCUGGUGAUUCCACUGCUUGCUGAAAUAAAGGAGACAGAUCUCAAUCUUAAAGAGAAACCCAAAGUGUCAGCUCUGAUUCUUAAAUUUGCUACAGAUGUACUUCUUUUACCAUAUAGAGCACUACCUAAUACUGGUGAAAGUGAUUUUCAAGUACCACCUGGAAUGAGUUUAAAGUCUUAUAAGAGAAUUGUUGAUAAAAAUCAGUUGAAUGCAAAUCAACUGGAAGAGAUGAAGUUAUCAAUUGUGAAUUUUAUUAGUAAAGAUAUUUUUAAUAUGAACGACAUACUAUUGACUCUGAUUGUUGCUGCAGCAGACUCUCGAUUCAGUGUUGCAAAUCACGCAAAUAGUCCAUUGAUACGAGUCAAUAGUUCUGUGGACUGGUCGCAGGCUUCAGUGGUUGCUCCAUUAUACUCACUGUACCUCGGAACUUGGAGUGGGAUGAAGGUACUUCCAGAUGAACGCAAGGUACCAGCAUGUACUAGGCUCCGCUUAAAACUAAUACAGUAUUUAAAUAAAGCCACCGGCCCUGGCAUUAUGUUUCCACACUGUGUACAAGUUGUAUUUUCAUCGUUAUUCGACGUCAAUACUAAUUCAAGGCUGCGCAAUAUGGCGUUAAUGUUUCUAUUGAACGUCAUUAAUAAUGGAGAAGAGGCUCAGUUGCAAAAAGUGGCGACAAUCUUUCUUCGAAUGCUGUUGAAACUUAUAAGAUCUGAGGAGCACGCUGAGCACCACCCUAAGGGUUAUAUGUGUUUAGGGAGAUUGGCUAUGAAGUGCCCUGAAUGCUUCAGCAAUCAAUUCGCGUUAUUAGAGGAACUCGUAAAGAAAAUACCAGAGGCCGUACCUGAGAUGAGAACAGCCCUUCGAGAUGCGCUGUUGGAAAUGGCUGUGGCAUACAAAAUCAAUAGUGAAGACCUAGUACCUGAAAAGGAGUCGUCUUCGGAAUUAGAACCUGGACCUUCAAAGGGUGAGAAAAUGGAUCUGGACGAGACCGAGAAGAAAGCUACGCACUUUAAUGAACCACAGGCGCUUGCGUUGUUCGCCCUAUUGGAACAUUAUAUGCACAGUGACGAACCAAUGAUCCGUUACGUGGCCAUGCGAUAUUCGGCUGUCGUCUUUCCUCAAGAUUACGUUCCCUCAAGAUACCUUUUGUUAUUGGCCAGCGGAGACAGUCAAGACGACGUAUCCAACGAAGCUCUCAAAUGUUUAUACGGAACAUCGCGACCGAAUGAAAUAGAGGAUGUUGUGAACAAUGUUGUCAAGAAAGAGACAACAACAGUGAAUCUAGACGAGGAUUCCGCUAAGCGAGAUAGAGACACCAAACAGGAGGACGUGUUCAAGGCGCCAAAGUUCAACGAUAUGGUCACUUACAUAUGGGAUCAAAUGCAAAAGAGGAAGAAGGGGAGCAAUUCAAAACACAGAUUCGUUAUUGGCAAUCAAGUUUUACAAUUUCACCCUCAGACUUAUCAAGAGAUUCUGAGAUACCUAAGGAUGUGUCUCAAUCGUGACGCGGAUCUCAAAGAUUGUUCGUCUCACCCGAACGCUACGUCGCCGCUGUUAGCCAAAUACUUUUACGAGAACUUACUCGAAUCUGAAACAUUGGAGCGGUAUUUAACGAUGAUCACUUCUUUGCUGAACGCUAGUCCAGGUAUCAUGCCGUUAACAUGCUUCCUAGACAUAGUCGGAUGUGUACCAAACGAAAUGGCAGCAAAGUACACAACUUUACUGCCGUUCCUACUAAACUUGUUUACAAGCAGUACCAAGGAAGAGAUUCGCGAGACCGCAGCGACAAUAUUCGCGAUAAUAUUCGUAAAUACGAACGAGAAGGCUGCGAUCGAUAAGCAAAUUAAGGAGUUCGUGGUCCAAGGUGUUAAUAAUAAAAGUUUGGAAGCGCAGUGCGGGUAUAUCGCUGCGUUCACUAAUAUGUGCGAGCGAUGUAUUGUAUUGGCAAGGAAAGGAAAGUUUGGAGGCAAAGGCUUUAAUCCUGUUAAUUGGGAACCUUAUCAGGAGGCUGCAGUUGCUUUAGCUAACUUUCUGUCGCAUUCGCAAACGCUGCUUGUCGCGGCUUCAGUAACGGCUGUAUCAUUACUGGUGCGAUGUUCAGCACUGCCGAUUCCAAACAGUUCGUCCAAGCAAGACUCAAUAUUACAAAGCGAUACCCCAUUUAAUAUCAAAGAUAAUUUCCAAGAAGAUGGUGAAGUCACCAAGUACUCCGUCGCUGAUAGGUUGUUUAAGAUUGUGGGAAAUGCCAAACUACCCUCCAAAGUCAAAGAGAAGUCUCUGUUUACUUUGGGACUGAUGUGUUGUGGAGAACGGCUGCCAUUUGCAAAGCAGAUGGUAAAAGGUUUUCUUCAGAUGGCUAAGGAUAGUAAAGAAUUUGAGAUCCACCUACAAAUAGGAGAAUCUUUAGUAUUGUGCGUCGAAGGAGUGAAUUCUAAUGAAAGGCGAGAUUUGUGGACUGAUCUACCGAAAGAGGGCGAAGCGAAAAUUCAAGAUAUGGCUGCUUUGAAGGAAAACGAUGAGUUAUUGGAGUGGCUUUUGCGAGAGUUGUUCAAGAUGGGUCGACAUCCUCAUCCGCAUUCGAGACAGGCAACGAGCAUUUGGUUGUUGGCUCUUUUGAAAAAUUGCCCAGAACGAGGACCAAUCAAGAAUUCAUUACCGAUUCUGCAGGAUGUUUUUAUGGACUAUUUAUCGGAAAAUAGUGAUAUCGUACAAGAUGUAGCCAGUAAGGGUCUCAGUUUGGUGUAUCAGAAUUCAGAUGAGAGCCAGAAACAAGCGUUAGUGGGGCAAAUAAUAGAUCAAUUGACGUCGGGGAAACGUUCCGUAGCGCAAGUUACUGAAGACACAAAGAUAUUCGAAGAGGGCCAGUUGGGAACAGCUCCUACUGGGGGCAACCUAUCAACAUACAAAGAGUUGUGUUCGCUGGCAUCGGACUUGAAUCAACCAGAUUUGUUGUACAAGUUUAUGCAUUUGGCGCACCACAAUUCUGUUUGGAAUUCUAAGAGAGGUGCGGCGUUUGGGUUCCACUCCAUAGCGUUGCAAGCCGGAGCACAGUUGUCCGAGCACUUGCCAAAGAUAGUUCCGCGUCUCUAUCGCUAUCGAUUCGACCCCACGCCACGAAUUCAAAACUCUAUGGCUAGCAUAUGGCAUGCAAUUGUACCGAAUACACAGGCAACGGUUCAAAAAUAUCAUAAAGAAAUAUUAGCUGAUUUAACAGCCAAUUUGACUUCGAAUCAGUGGCGAGUUAGAAUGUCUUGUUGUAACGCACUGUCGGAUUUAUUAAGGGGUGCAAAGAGUCUUCACGAGUCGUUAGAACAACUGCCCUCUAUCUGGUGUCAACUGUUCCGUGUAAUGGACGAUGUUCACGAGGGUACACGCCAAGCUGCCACAUCGACCGCCAACGUUUUAUCUAAACUAUGCAUUCAAGCAUCGGAUGUGAGUCAGGGUAAAGACGGGAAGGAAAUUGUUUCCGUAAUCCUUCCCGUGCUAUUAGAUACAGGGAUUACUAAUCUAGUCAGAGAAGUAAGGAGCGUCAGUUUACAAACUGUAUCAAAACUAGUCACAGCGGCUGGGUCGAGUUUGACACCGUUUUUGGGACGCCUAGUGCCCGCUCUGCUAUCAGCUGCCGGCGAUCUCGAGUCUGCCAAGUUGUCUUACCUGAGCACAGCAUUAGCGGAUAGUGGCUCGCGCGAGUUGCUCGACGAUAUGCGUGCGAAUGCAACACGCCAACAUUACACCACUGAUACUGUUGUUAAGUGUAUGCCAUACAUCGACAUCGAAGUCAUGAAAGAAAUGCUGCCGAAGGUUCUGGAACUAUCGAAGUCGCCACAGCUCGGUACUAAGGUCGCCUGCGCACAUUUCUUAGUCCUAGCGGCUCACUACUUACGCGUAGAUCUAGAACCCGUUGCUGGCAAGAUUAUGCCGAGCUUAUUGAACGGUACCUUUGAUAGGAAUUCUACAGUCAGAAAGAAUUAUGCAGAGGCGCUUGGGCAAGUCUCUGCGUUUGCUAAGACACAAUCCAUUGAGAAGCUAAUGAAGAAAUUAGUGAAUUUGUAUGAGACCAAAGAGGAUGACUCAGCACGUUCCGCUAUCGCACUGACUCUCAAGUCUGUAGCUAAAGCCAAGAUUGAACACAUCAAAGACAAUGAAGCUGUUAUAGCGCCUAUUGUGUUUUUAGCGAUGCACGCGCCUAAAGAUAAUGAAAGUAACACAGUUGAGAUGUUUGAAGAAAUAUGGACAGAUAUAAGCCCUGCUCGAGAAAGUGGCAUUAAGCAGCAUUUGCCCGCGCUUAGAGAGGAGAUUGAAAAGGCGCUCAACUCUAGCAGUUGGACUAAGAAAAUACAGGCUGCCAACGCAAUUAAAACAAUAUGCAAAGAGCUGUCUAGCGGUCUGGGAGAACAACGAGAAGUGUUUAUACGAUCGUUAUUAGCUGCAGUUCACGGGAAGACGUUCGACGGCAAACAGCAUGUGGUGGAAGCCCUUGCCUUAUUGUGCAGUGUAAAAGACGGCGAAAACGCAGUCUCCCCCGCCAUAGCGACCGAGUGUAUUAACGCGUUGCUAGUGGAGAGUCGGAAGCAAGAGAUGGUCUAUAAGAAGCACAGUAUUAUCGCGUUGGCAAGUGCACUCGCUGCCACUAACUGCAACGUUUUCAACCAAGUUUAUGACAUUGUGAAGGUCAUUUUAUCAAAGGACGAGUAUUCGAUGGAGAAAGACUCCGAUGACGAAGACAAUGAAACAUCGCGGCAGAGACGCGAACAACUCACCGCUCUUAAGGAAGCGGCAUACGAGUUGCUAGGCAAAGCUUGGCCGAAAGACCCGGAUACACAAGAAAAAUAUCAAGACGUAUUCUUCGAGCACUGUUCCAAGUCGUAUCCCGGCAGUUCCCGUUCUACGCAGUUGGCGAUUUUAGCAGGCGUGGCGAGAGUCUUGGAGCGGCUGGUGGUACUCAACGUGGAGCCAAUGGAAACUGACAAUAUGGCCCUUGGGGGGAGGGAUAAGGCGAUUACAUCAGUCACCUCUCACGUGGCGAAUAUCGUAGAAUAUACCCUUAAAAACAGUAACCAAGUACGACAUAGGAGGGAUGCGUUGAAUAUUAUGGAGAUCCUUAUCAAACGUUUAAAAGAUCUGCAAAAGCCUGAAGAAUUGGAUAAGCUUAGGCAAAUUUACCAGACCUAUGCCCAAGAUCUGUCAAAGGAUUCGUCACACGAACUGAGAUCUAAAGUAGACAGUAUAAAAGUGUACUUCAAAUAA
Molecule: messenger RNA, 5673 nt
Organism: Leptosia nina
Lineage: Eukaryota; Metazoa; Arthropoda; Insecta; Lepidoptera; Pieridae
Source: the annotation of a GenBank genome assembly